Molecule: messenger RNA, 957 nt
Organism: Tetrahymena thermophila SB210
Lineage: Eukaryota; Ciliophora; Oligohymenophorea; Hymenostomatida; Tetrahymenidae
Exons: 1
Source: RefSeq, a predicted model, not a curated record
AUGAGCCAGGAAAUAUCAAGCAUAGGAGUCAGAUUUGGAGAGGAAUUCCAAGGAGACGGACACCUCAACGUAAAGGUAAAUCUCGCGAUUGACUCGAAGGUAGCCAGCUAAGAAUUGGAAGCUGCUGCUUAAGAAACUGAAAAGAAGUUUGAAAACUUGAAUUAUAGCUUGCUCUUGAAGUUCGAAAAUUGCGAAAAUGUAGAGAAACUCAGCCAAGUAAUCAAUUUACUCAAUAAAGACAUUGCAUCUGGUGAUGACGAAGCUAAAUUGGGUGAACAAAGAUUCUACAAAGACUUAAAGAGGGCUUUCAAAGAUUUAAAUCUUCAAACUCACAUUGUUGGAUAAAAUUUAUACGUUUAAAUUUCUUUAAAGGAAUAAAUUGCAGAGAAAAUUUUAGAGCCUCUUCAAAUCUUGCUUGAGUCAGGUUUGAAGGACAUAGCUUAGAAUCCUAACACUUUACAAGCUGAAGCUUGCGUUGAUGUUACAGUUGAUUAAAUCUUUGAUAUGCUCAAGAACUAUCGUUUUAUUGUUCCCUUCUUAACUAAAUCCAGAGCUAAAUUGACUUUAGCUUUAGAUAAGAACAUUAGCACUUAAAUUGAAGAUGUCGUCAAAAAUAUUGAUGAAAAUUUACUCAGCUCACCUCAAUUGCAAUUCUUAAAGUAUUUCAAAAAUCUUGAUGUCGAUCUCACUUUCAACUCUGCCGAAAAUCUCCCUCAACCCAUCAAGCAAUACGUCUUGCCCGGUAAAAUUGAAAUACCUGAUGAAAAUACUAAACAUGAAUUAAUCAACCAUUUAAAGUCAUAAACAUUCUUAUACGAUUUAAUCAACAAUAUCUCUUCAAACGUUACCUGCAAACUCUUCAUUGAUGAGUUCGCUUUCUUAUAAGCAAAUGUUUCUCUCAAGAAUUUUAAAAAGAUUAUUAUGGAGUACUUGCUAUUUGCCUUGAGAAAAUUAUGA